Chelmon rostratus (copperband butterflyfish) is the source of this 2154-nucleotide messenger RNA. RefSeq names its product calpain-1 catalytic subunit-like. The record is from RefSeq and is a predicted model, not a curated record. Gene Ontology annotation, biological process: proteolysis. Bases 1 to 2154 code for a protein of 717 amino acids. Gene Ontology annotation, molecular function: calcium ion binding; calcium-dependent cysteine-type endopeptidase activity. The transcript is spliced from 21 exons. Gene Ontology annotation, cellular component: cytoplasm. Lineage: Eukaryota; Metazoa; Chordata; Actinopteri; Chaetodontiformes; Chaetodontidae.
AUGGCAAAAUCUGGAACUUGCACCUCCGUCAUCAACUUGCGUUACCAAGAUGGCAGCGAGGGGAGCCCCUCCAACCCCGCCAAGUUCAACAACCAAGACUAUGCCCAGCUGAAAGAUAACUACCUGCGCAAAGGGAAGCUGUUUGUGGACAGCACCUUCUCGCCUGACAACCAGUCUCUGGGAGACCUGCCUGAUCUGAGCAGCUGGCGUGAAGCGCAAGUCAUGUGGCUUCGACCAGCAGACAUCUUGAAAGCACAAAACAACAGCGAUGAGCCUUUCUUCUGUACGAAAGGAGCCUCGCGGUUUGACUUUGGUCAAGGCAGUGUGGGUAACUGCUGGUUUCUGGCUGCGAUUUCCUCACUGACAUUCCAUAAAAGCCUGAUGGUGCAAGUUGUGCCUAUGGACCAGUCCUUCAAGAGCUACGCAGGGAUAUUUCACUUCAGGUUCUGGAGGUUUGGCAAGUGGGUGGAUGUUGUCAUUGAUGACCACCUGCCAACACUCAACGGGCAGUUACUGUCUGUGCGCUCCAAGUGUGGGAACGAGUUCUGGGUGCCUCUGCUGGAGAAAGCAUACGCCAAAGUGUGUGGUUCAUACGCAGACAUGAACAUUGGGUUGCCAUCAGAAGCCUGCAAGGAUUUCAGCGGAGGCGUGCACAUGAAUUACCUACUCAGGGAGGCCCACUCUGCAGGCCACGAUGAGGAGCUGUGGCUCUCACUGAGCAGAGCCACCGGCUGCAACUCCAUGGUUUGCUGCGCGACUGCCCAGAAAGGGGACAAGCUGGUGAACACUGUAGCGCACACCGGAUUGGUGGAUGGACAUGCCUAUUCUGUCACAGCAGUCACUGAGGUCGAGUAUUACGGCUCCAAGGUGAAACUGGUGCGAGUCAUGAACCCUUGGGGCAGACAAGAGUGGAACGGAAAGUGGAGUGACAAGUCAGACCUGUGGAACAGGGUCAGCCCAGGUGAUCGGGAAAAGUGUUUCGACCGCAACGAUGGAGAGUUCUGGAUGGAGUUGGAGGACUUCUGUCACCACUUCGAGAUGUUGUUCAUCUGCUGCGAGAGCCCUAACUUCAUUGAUGGAGACCUCACCUGCCAGUGGAAAUGCAUGAUUUAUGACGGCAGCUGGGUGGCCGGGAGAUCUGCAGGUGGCAACGUGACUUAUUCCACCUUUGCAAUCAAUCCUCAGUAUCGCAUCCGGGUGACCAAAAUAGACAAGGAGGAGGAGGGGGACAAAAAUGUCUUGCUUUCUCUGAUGCAGAAACCUCAGCAGCAGAAUCGCAAGCAUACAAGACCCUACCCAAUUGGACUCACCCUCUUCCAGGUUCCAGCAGGGACACCAGCAGGACGCCUGGGGGCCUCCUUCUUUCAUGGAAACAGGCCUUUGAAGCAAAUACAGUCUUACACCGAUGAAAGGGAUUUGAUUGAGCAUCACAGUCUGCAGCCAGGAGAGUAUCUGAUUGUCCCCUCCACCAUAAAGCCCUACAUGAGUGCAGACUUCGUCCUUACUGUCUACACCAAGGCUGAGACUAAGAUCAGCCCCCAUGAUGGGCAUGAAGAUGAUCAUCAUGACCACGAAAAGGAGACCCUUCCCGAGAGACCAGCUGACGAGGACGAUGACAAGGACGAUGACGAGGACGAUGACAAGGAGACCACUGGCAAGGAUCCCAUCCACGUCACGUUCAGCCACUAUGCUGAUCAGUACGGUGAGCUGAGUGGCAGACAGCUCCAGAGGCUCCUGAAUGACAACUUCCCUCAUGGAAGCUGGAACGGCUUUGGUUUGGACACCUGCAGGAGCAUGAUAGCUUUAGUGGAUACCGACCAAAGGAUGACGAUGACCUUCAGUGAGUUCUCCACCCUCUGGAAGAAGAUCAAUGAAUACAAGAAACUGUUCCAUCGCUCAGAUUUGAACCAGAGUGGAUCACUGUCUGACUAUGAGCUCAAGAGGGCUAUUGAGGCUGCAGGAAUGGACCCGAACGAUGGCAUGGUGAUGCUGAUGAUGUUCCGCUAUUCAGGCUUCUCAUCCACCUCCAUAGAAGGCUUCAUCACUCUCAUGUUACGCCUGGACAAGAUGUCAAAUAUUUUCGAGGACAAAUCAUCAAAUGGAGUGAUCCACCUGACCAGGGACGAGUGGUCCAACUUCUUCAUGUACAACUAG